This is a messenger RNA of Gymnodraco acuticeps, 620 nucleotides long. RefSeq lists its product as uncharacterized. The transcript has 4 exons. The record is from RefSeq and is a predicted model, not a curated record. NCBI's taxonomy places the organism in Eukaryota, Metazoa, Chordata, Actinopteri, Perciformes, Bathydraconidae. The coding region runs from base 1 to 615 and encodes 204 amino acids.
AUGCAGACUACCUUUGCCCUGCGGCGCAAUGAGAUCAUCAAUGAUGAGCUACCUGUUGGAGAGAUCCUGGAACGCUGGCCUGCCUUGAAAAUGGAGUCACAGAUAUCUAUUCUUCAGAGCCUGUUCAGGAAGAAGGCGGCAAGCAAAGGAAAGGAAGCUGAAGUUCUGAAUCAGCUAUUCGCCUCCUAUGACCUCCAGGAGCAAGGUGACGUCCAUGUCCUCCGUGCUGCUGUCCUCCGUGCUCUGCCUGCAUAUCUGCAUGAAGAUGACUCCACGUUUCUGAGGCUGUGGCAUGUGGAGCAGUCUGAUGAUCCAGACACAGAGGGCAUCGCGGUCGGACUUCUCAUGAUCAGUGCCAGGUCAACAGAUACCACGCUCUUCUGCCCAGAGAGGAUCGCUGUUGUCAUUGAGGGUAACGGAGUUAUGGAACUCCCCACACUGGCUGACGCAUUCAUCCUGCUUUUUGCACUGACCUUUGCCCUGCAUCUGAGCUACCCAAAAGACUUGGCCAACACUUUCGACUUCACCCAGAAAGUGUUGAUGGGCCUGGAUGAGGGGAACUUGAAGCCCUUGAAGCCCAGGGUGUUGAGCCUGAAAAAGCUUUUGGCAGUUUAAUCCUA